This is a messenger RNA of Baudoinia panamericana UAMH 10762, 2109 nucleotides long. RefSeq lists its product as uncharacterized. The transcript is spliced from 2 exons. NCBI's taxonomy places the organism in Eukaryota, Fungi, Ascomycota, Dothideomycetes, Mycosphaerellales, Teratosphaeriaceae. Bases 78 to 1967 code for a protein of 629 amino acids. Gene Ontology annotation, biological process: mitotic DNA replication checkpoint signaling; cell division; DNA replication initiation. Gene Ontology annotation, cellular component: nucleus. Gene Ontology annotation, molecular function: ATP hydrolysis activity; DNA replication origin binding. The record is from RefSeq and is a predicted model, not a curated record.
CAACCAUCUCGAGAAACAGCAACGCACCUCAUCGUGACUUCUCCUUGCACAGUCGCAGCAUCGUAGGAGGCACAACAAUGCCUGUCUCUGUGCUUGGAAAGCGAAACCGCCAGUGUAUUGAUACAGCAGAUGAACCCGUCUGCACGCGGUCGAAAAGGCGUGUACUGGAGCGCCAGCUGAAUGAUGAGAAUCGGAACCCUUUCGCAGCCAAGGGAGAUCAUGAUGGCGAAGAUAGAACUGCAGUAGACGAGCCUUUAACGCGCGGGAGGAGAAAGCGCGCUCUACCUGCAGAGCAUACCUCGCCAGAAAGCCGGAAGGUGCUUUCUCCCACCAAGAUUACCAAGCAUUUUCAAGUGUCCAAGCCUAGCGUAGACAUCUAUCAAGACGGCAAGGAAGAUUUUGAGCCUCAGACGCCCAGACAGCGCGAUGCACUCUCGAAGAAGGUUCCCAUCACGCCUCGACACAGAGUGCUGCUUCCUGGAAACCCGGGGACGCCCAAGACUCCAGUCACGCCCUCUGCGACUGCAACUUUGGUAUACAACCAGGCCAGGAAGCUGUUUUCGCGAUGCAGCCACCCCGGCAAGCUAGUUGGACGCGACACCGAGCGGCAAGAGCUCUCUGCUUUCAUCGAGCAGUCACUGCAGUCGCACACGGGAGGCUCUCUCUAUGUCUCAGGACCACCUGGAACUGGUAAAAGCGCGCUCGUGGACGAGGUGCGUCAGCAACUCGCAAACGCGGAGAAUGUCUCGACCUCCGUCGUGAACUGCAUGAGUAUACGGAAUGCCAAAGAUCUUACUCAGAAGCUGUCAGAGGACCUGGCUCUCGAACCUGGUACCGGUUCCGAGCAUCUACGGUUGUGCUUCAGUGGUGGAAAGCUCAGUGGCGCAGCGUACCUAGUCAUUCUCGACGAAGUCGACCGAUUGGCUGAUCUAGAUAUCGAACUCUUGUACAGCUUGUUCGAAUGGUCUAUGCUACCCUCCUCACGACUUACUCUCAUCGGCAUCGCCAAUGCCCUUGACCUGACCGAUCGGUUCCUGCCACGACUGAAGAGCCGCAAUCUGAAGCCCGAGCUCUUGCCGUUCAUGCCAUACACUGCAGCGCAAAUUGCAGAGGUCUUGACCGCAAAGCUGAAGUCGCUGGCCCCUGAACCGUCACCAACGCUGCCCUUCUUACACCCGGCGGCCGUUCAAUUCUGCGCAAAGAAAGUGGCAGCGCAAACCGGCGACCUGCGCAAAGCGUUCGACAUUUGCAGGCGAGCGAUCGAUCUCGUCGAGCAAGAAGAACGACAAAAGCUCGCCGAUACCGGUCUACCAAACAGUCCGUCGAAAACGCCACUCAUGGAGAACAUCAAUCUCUCCUCGCCACCUACGCCACGAUCGCCGGCAAAGAGCCCGAGCAAAGGACCAGCAGUCAUGCCGUACACCAUAGAGACGGCACCUAAGGCCACCAUCGCACAAAUGGCUAAAGUCACGGCCCAGGUGUUCGGCAACGGUACCACACAACGUCUAGCCGUGCUUAACCUGCAGCAGAAAGCCGUUCUGUGCUCACUAGCAGCGCUCGAAAAGCGGAAACGCGACACCCAAGUCGAACGCACCAUCUUCGCCACACCAUCCAAGCACAACGGCUCUGCGCCGAGCAUUAGGCAGCUAUUCGAAGCUUAUGGCAAUCUCUGCAAGCGCGAGAAGCUGCUGCAGCCGCUUUCGAGCGUUGAGUUCCGGGAUGUGGUGUCCGGGCUUGAAACGCUGAGUUUGAUCUCGGGCGCUGACGGCAAGACUGGCAGCUUUGCGAUGCCCAUCACGCCGUCGAGGACGCCGAGUCGGAAAGCCAGGGGUGGAUUUGGGGCGACGUUUGUGGGUGAUGAGAGGAGGGUGGCGAGCGUUGUUGCGUAUCAGGAGCUUAGUGCUGCGCUUGAGGGCGUGGGUGGUGAGCUGUUGAAGGAGAUUCUUAAUGGUGACGAUCUGCUGUAAUGACGCUCUUUGGAUGUGAAUGAGAGGUUGGCUUGUAUGAGCAGCGAGUGCUUGCCUGCAUGGCCGGAAACGGUUGGGUAUCGCGCAUAGAUGAGCGUAGUACGCUGUACGCAACGAAGAAUUUAUCAUAGCAAUCUCGGUG